This is a messenger RNA of Paraphaeosphaeria sporulosa, 856 nucleotides long. RefSeq lists its product as uncharacterized. NCBI's taxonomy places the organism in Eukaryota, Fungi, Ascomycota, Dothideomycetes, Pleosporales, Didymosphaeriaceae. The transcript has a single exon. The record is from RefSeq and is a predicted model, not a curated record. The coding region runs from base 113 to 616 and encodes 167 amino acids.
UCGCACACCUGUCUAGAAGCAUGUACGAUACCACACGCCCACAUAGAUAAUUGGCCAAGCGCCGAACAAGGAUAUAGACACGUAUCACGACUCCAAUCUUGGGCGCAUCCCCAUGGCAUCGAUAGUUCUCACCUCGCGCCCGCCACUCGUACACCCCGAGCCCCUUGGCGCGCGAUGCCGCAUCGACUCGUCCCGGACUUGGAUGAGGACGACUUUCUAUCUCGAGCCUAGCGGGUCCCACGCGCGCCGUAGACACGUGCCCUCACGCGCACUCCGUCUCGCUGGCUCGCUAGACACUGGCUCACGCAUUCCCUGCCCCCGUCAGCCCCCUACAGCAGCGCCGUCCCAGACUUUCCUCUUCGAUGCCUUUAUCCGUGCCGCAUGCGCAGUGCUAACACCGCUGCUGCGCUAUUGCCAUGCAGGCUCGGCGGCGCGCUGCACCCUCCGCCGUGAUGGCGCCAGGCACCUGCAGCUGUCCCGCCGGCUAGCAGCGCACUUUGUCAAACGGCGCCCGAGUGCGCAAGUGUGCCCCGUCGAGCCUGCGAGCGCCGCCGAUCGGCGGUGCCUGUUCCUGCGACACGCGACUACCUGCGCGAGCCUGCGCGCGCGGGAAUAAUCCUCACGCAGCGACGCCCAUUUGUCGUGCUCGCUUAUCGUGCUCGGCGGAGUUGCCGGGUGCGAGUUUCAUUUACAGUGUCUGUGUACCGUGAAAGCUGACCGGAGCGCAUGGUACCUGAGCGCCAGCGAGCAUCGCGAUAGCGUCUUCAUCUCGAGCAGCUUGGCUCCGGCGCAAGCGGAGGCAGGUGAGAUGCGUACACGCCAUUCACCCCGUGAAGCAAUACAGGCAAAGCUUAAG